AUGCCUCGAGGUCAAAAGAGUAAACACCGUGCCCGGGAGAAACGCCGUCAAUCCAGAGAAGAGCCAGAAGUUCUAGAAGGCACUCAUGUCAUUGUAUUAGAUGAAGAUGAGUAUUUUUUCUUUCCCUUUGCUUUUUUCAAAGAUAUUUCCCAGCCUUCAUUUGUUGAGACAUCUAGCAAUCCCCAAGGCCCUGGUAGAGCUCCAUCCACCAUCAUCACUUCUGCAGCUGUUUCAUACACAAGAAGUAAUGAAGGUGUAAGCAACCAAGUGGAAGAAAGGUCAAGAGCCACACAAGACCCAGCAGCCACCGAGAAUUUCCCCAGAAACUCUAUAGAUAUGAUAGUGGUUUUAUUGAUGCAUUACCUACUAUACAAAUACCAGAUAAAAGAGCCCAUUACAAAGGCAGAUAUGCUGAGAAAUAUAAUCCAAGUGCACAAAAGCCACUUUUCUGAGAUCCUAAGGAGAGCUUCUGAGGGUCUGGAACUGAUCUUUGGUCUUGACCUGAAGGAGGUGGAUCCCUAUAGGCAUAUCUAUGUACUUGUCAGCAAACUGGAACCAGACUACGAUGAAAAGCUUAGUGAUGACAGAGGUGUGCCUAAGACUGGCUUUCUGAUGACUGUCCUCGGUGUUAUCUUCACAAAGGGUAAUUGUGCCACCGAGGAGCAAGUCUGGGAGGUGUUAAAUAUGUUGGACAUAUAUGAUGGGAGGAAGCACUUUAUUUUUGGGGAGCCCAGAAAGCUCCUUACCAAAGAUUUGGUGAAAGAAAAAUACCUGGAGUACCAGCAGGUGCCCAACAGUGAUCCUCCCCGCUAUCAAUUCCUAUGGGGCCCACGAGCCCAUGCCGAAACCAGCAAGAUGCAAGUUCUUGAGUUUUUGGCCAAGAUCAAUGAUACAGUUCCCAGUGCCUUCCCAUCCCAUUAUGAAGAAGCUUUGAGAGAUGAAGAAGAGAGAAUCCAAGCCAGAGCUGCAGCCAGGGCUCGCAUUAACGCCAGGGCUAGUGCACGUUCUAGAGCUGUCUAG
Molecule: messenger RNA, 1020 nt
Organism: Carlito syrichta (Philippine tarsier)
Lineage: Eukaryota; Metazoa; Chordata; Mammalia; Primates; Tarsiidae
Product: melanoma-associated antigen B10-like
Exons: 1
Coding region: 1-1020 (339 amino acids)
Biological process (GO): negative regulation of transcription by RNA polymerase II
Cellular component (GO): nucleus
Source: RefSeq, a predicted model, not a curated record